This is a messenger RNA of Solanum dulcamara, 2352 nucleotides long. Its product is annotated as probable inactive receptor kinase At1g48480. Lineage: Eukaryota; Viridiplantae; Streptophyta; Magnoliopsida; Solanales; Solanaceae. The record is from RefSeq and is a predicted model, not a curated record. Gene Ontology annotation, molecular function: ATP binding; protein kinase activity; protein binding. The coding region runs from base 170 to 2020 and encodes 616 amino acids. Gene Ontology annotation, biological process: protein phosphorylation. The transcript is spliced from 2 exons.
UCUUCAUUGCAAACUUGAACAAGUCCAAACCGACGACUUCAAAAAGUAGACGCUAUUGACUUAUUAUUCAGCGAUCAUUUUCCUAUUCAUGAAUUUCUGUUAUUAAUCCACAAAAAAAAUAAUUAAACUAAGCAAUCACACACAUACCACCCAAAAAAAAAAGAAAAAAAUGUUGUCUAGUCAUCUUCUUUCCUUCCUCCUUCUUUCUCUUUUAAUUUCCGGCAUCUUUUCAGACCUUAAUGCGGAUAGAGCCGCUCUCCUCCGCCUGAGUGCGGCCUUCAGAGGCCGCACUCUUGGGUGGAACACAACCAAUUCAACCCCAUGCUCAUGGCAAGGUGUCAAAUGUGAUACUACAAUCAACCGUGUAAUUGAACUCCGUCUCCCCGGAUAUGGUUUAUCCAGUGAGAUGCCCUUAAAUUCCAUCGGAAACUUAAGUGAACUACGUAUUCUCAGCCUUCGGAGCAAUUUUUUAUCGGGUUUUCUUCCUUCUGACUUAGGCUCAUGCACUGAGCUACGCAUUCUUAAUUUGGAAAACAACAACUUUUCUGGUUCAAUUCCUACUACUUUUUUCAAUCUAAACAAUCUUUUACGAGUGAGUUUUUCAGGGAACAGGUUCUCUGGUGAGAUAUCAAACGCGUUUAACAAUCUGACUAGGCUGAAAACUUUGUAUUUGGAGAAGAACAAUUUCUCUGGCUCACUUCCUGACCUGAAAAACCUCUCACAGCUCAAUGAAUUCAAUGUGUCUUUCAAUAGAUUAACGGGUUCGAUCCCUUCUAGUUUAGGUAAAUUCUUAGCCCCUUCUUUUCUUGGAAAUUCACUUUGUGGUCCUUCUGUCUCUCUUAGUCCUUGUCCUGAAAAUAAUAAGCCCACCAACCAAUCGGAUAAUCUUUCCGGUGGAGUAAUAGCUGGAAUAGUAAUUGGCUCGAUUAUCGGAUUGUUUUUACUACUUUUAGUUUUGUUUGUGUUGGUGAGAUCAAUUUGUAAGAGUAAAAUGAGUUCCCAUCGAGUGAACGUAUCUCCUUAUAUGUCGAAUCAAAUGCUUCCGAGUCCUCAUUCAACAAUAGUGGCAGAAAAUCAUGAUAUUGAAAAUGUUUUUUCGGACACGAAAGAUACAAAGGAAAUAGAAAGGGGGAAAGUUUGUGAUGAUAGGGCUAACGGGAUGGUGUUUUUUGGGGAAAGUUUUGAGUUGUUUAGUUUGGAGAAUUUAUUGAUGGCUUCGGCGGAGGUUUUGGGGAAAGGGUUAACUGGAACUACUUAUAAAGCAUAUCUGGAUAGAGAUGUUGAAGUUGUUGUGAAGAGGUUGAAAAAUGUUUGUGUUUCAGAGAAGGUGUUUAGGGAAAAAGUAGAGGAAUUGGGAGGAAUUGGUCAUGGGAAUUUGGUGCCUCUUAGAGCAUACUAUUAUGGAAGAGAUGAAAAACUAAUUGUUUAUGACUCUAUGCCUACAAGCUUGUCUGCUGUUUUGCAUGGCGAAAGAGUUUCAAAAGAAGCAUUGACAUGGGUGAUUAGGAGCAGAAUUGCAUUAGGAGUUGCCAUUGGAAUUGAAUAUCUCCAUUUACUAGGCCCUAAAGUUGCUCAUGGCAACAUCAAGUCAUCUAACAUCCUCCUCACGCAGUACUACGACGCAUAUGUAUCAGAAUUUGGCCUAAAACAGUUGAUUUCCUCCACAUCAAAUUCUAAAAUGACUGGAUACUGCGCGCCUGAGGUGACAGAUACUCGAAAUGUUUCCCAGAAAGCCGAUGUCUAUAGCUUUGGAACCAUUCUGUUGGAACUCCUAACAGGUAAAAAUCCUAGCAGUGCCAUCAACGACGAAGGGAUGGAACUGCCUAAAUGGGUGAAAUCUAUAGUUGUAGAGAAGGGGAUAACACAAGUAUUUGAUCCUGAGUUGAAUAGAUUUCAGAAUUCUGCUGAAGAGCAAAUGGUUUCAUUGCUGCAUCUUGCUAUUUCUUGUACAUCCCAGCACCCGGAAAGGCGGCCGCCUAUGGCUGACAUUACCAGGCGCAUCAAAGAAAUUUUUAGGUGAGAUUUGUUAAUGUUGAUCUUUUCCCCUCAUUCUUGUCCAAAUGAAGGUGAAAAUAUCAUGUUUUUAUUCGUUUCUUGGUUCAACAGCAGGGGCGAAUCUAUUGCUUAAAAAUGGGGCACAUGAAUCAUGAAUGUAUAUAUUUUUUAAAUUGGUAUAAUAUUAUCCGCUAGAUCUCUCAUGCUACAACAAGAUUAAAUUAUGCACUUGAUUGAAUGUUAAGUUAUUUACCUUGAUUGAAUGUUAAGUUAUUUACCUUGAGCACUAGGCCAGUUCCUACUUAAUUCAUUUUUUAUUUUAUUUUAAUAAUGCAUCUGUGCUCUAAAAAUGCUAAA